UCUCUCUCUCUCUCUCUUCAUCAAUGGCGUUUCUCUCCUCUUCUUCUUCAUCGUCUCCGGCGAUGCAGAAAGGAAUCUUUGUCUCAAUCCCCGUACUUGUACUCUCCGCUUCGUUCGCAGCUGCUGCCUUCUUCCUCCUCUCCUCUUCUUUCUCGUCUUCUUGCUCCUGUCCUCCUUCUAUACCUUCUCCCCUUAACAACGCCGUUGAAGCACCCGUCGGUGGAAGCGGCGUUGAUGUGAGGAUAUCUCCGACGAAAGAUGAUAUUGAGUGGGUUAGAGAUCUGAUUAGAUCCAACGGUUUGCAUAUGCAGAAGAAUGAGCUUCGGAAAGGGAUUAAUCCUCGCACUAGGGAUCAACAACUCAUAGAUCUGAAACAGUACAAGGGUAUAUCCCAUUACGAAGGAGAUGAAGCAAACAACCACACAGCUCUUCCGUGCCCUGGUGAGUUACUAGUUGAGCAGCAUCACAGCAACUAUGGUGAACCCUGGGCUGGUGGUCGUGACGUUUUUGAGUUCUUGGCUGAAUCUGCUAAGCUUAAACCAAACUCCCGUGUUCUUGAAAUUGGAUGUGGCACGUUGCGUGUCGGUCUGCAUUUUAUCCGCUAUCUUAGUCCCCAACAUUUUCACUGCCUUGAAAAGGAUGAGCUUUCGCUAAUGGCUGCUUUAAGAUAUGAGCUUCCAUCUCAAGGUCUUCUACAUAAACGACCUCUUAUAGUAAGAGGAGAUGAUAUGGAGUUCAGCAAGUUUGGUUCAGAUACAACCUAUGAUCUGAUAUACGCAAGUGCAGUCUUUCUCCACAUGCCUGAUAAACUCGUGUGGACUGGACUCGAGAGACUAGUAGAAAAGUUAAAGCCUUACGAUGGGAGAAUCUUCGUUUCACAUAACGUAAAGUUCUGUUCGCGGUUAGGAGGAGACAAGUGUGCGCAGAAGCUAGCAAGUUUAGGACUUGAGUAUCUUGGGAAACAAACACAUGAUAGCUUGCUGUUCAAUCACUACGAGAUCUGGUUCGGGUUUAGACGGUUCAAAACAUAAGCCAGUUGAAGUUUAUUUCUGAGUGUAUUGCAGUUUUCUCAAAACGCCAUUUCUCACCAUUGUCUGAGUAUUGGAUCAAGACUUAAAGGAGGUCUAGAAAUUGUUUUGGUGGACGAAAGGAAAGAGACAAAAGGAAAGAGAAUCUACAAAGGUUGUGCACUAGAAAGAUUGUUUUGUAUCAGUUAAUUUUUGUGUUUGUGGUAACAGAGAUUCAUGUAUUGUUUAUAUAGUAGCCAAAUGAUAUAAGAAAUGAGGCUAGAUUCUUUUGUUUGUAACCAAAGACAGAUAUUUUUCUUCGUAUUUCUAAAGUUAUUACCA
Molecule: messenger RNA, 1349 nt
Organism: Capsella rubella
Lineage: Eukaryota; Viridiplantae; Streptophyta; Magnoliopsida; Brassicales; Brassicaceae
Exons: 2
Coding region: 24-1031 (335 amino acids)
Source: RefSeq, a predicted model, not a curated record